Messenger RNA from Callorhinchus milii (elephant shark), 3032 nucleotides. RefSeq names its product aldehyde dehydrogenase 6 family, member A1 (gene aldh6a1). Lineage: Eukaryota; Metazoa; Chordata; Chondrichthyes; Chimaeriformes; Callorhinchidae. The record is from RefSeq and is a predicted model, not a curated record. Bases 88 to 1662 code for a protein of 524 amino acids. Gene Ontology annotation, molecular function: malonate-semialdehyde dehydrogenase (acetylating, [NAD(P)+]) activity; methylmalonate-semialdehyde dehydrogenase (acylating, NAD+) activity. Gene Ontology annotation, biological process: L-valine catabolic process; thymine catabolic process. The transcript is spliced from 12 exons. Gene Ontology annotation, cellular component: mitochondrion.
GGGGAUUGUGGGGAGGGUGUUGUGGUCUUGUGGCAGAGUGGGGUCUGGUCUCUGUGUGUGUGUGUGUGUGUGUGUCCUCACUGUAACAUGGCAGCGCUCCUCAGAACAGCUCUCAAGUGCAAGACCUUUCCUCCCGCUGGACGUCUGUGCUAUUCAACAUCCGUGCCGACAACCAAAUUAUUUAUCGAUGGGAAGUUUAUUGAUUCAAAGACGUCUGAGUGGAUUGAUGUUCACAACCCUGCCACCAACGAGGUCAUCACCAAAGUGCCCAAGGCCACCCAUGAGGAGAUGACGGCGGCUGUGAACAGCAGCCAGAGGGCAUUCGCAGCUUGGUCGGACACCUCCAUACUGAGUCGUCAGCAAAUCUUCUUAAAGUACCAACAGCUGAUCAAAGACAACAUGAAAGAAAUCGCCAAAAUCAUUACACUGGAGCAAGGCAAGACCCUGGCAGAUGCUGAGGGAGAUGUUUUCAGAGGCCUGCAGGUUGUGGAGCAUUCCUGCAGCGUAACCUCCCUGAUGAUGGGCGAGACGCUGCCGUCCAUCACCAAGGAUAUGGACACCUACACGUACCGGCUGCCCCUGGGAGUCUGCGCUGGCAUCACUCCCUUCAACUUCCCAGCCAUGAUCCCACUCUGGAUGUUCCCCAUGGCCAUGGUGUGUGGCAACACCUACCUCCUCAAGCCUUCAGAGCGGGUGCCAGGGGCCGCUAUGCUGCUGGUCAAGCUGCUGCAGGACGCAGGCAUCCCGGACGGAACCAUCAAUGUUAUCCACGGGGAGCACCAAGCUGUGAACUUCAUCUGCGACCACCCUUUCAUCAAGGCCAUCAGCUUUGUGGGGUCCAACCAGGCGGGAGAGUAUAUCUACACCAGAGGCUCCCAAAAUGGCAAGAGGGUGCAGUCUAACAUGGGUGCAAAGAACCACGGAGUGGUGAUGCCCGAUGCCAACAAGGAGAACACCCUGAACCAGCUGGUGGGGGCAGCAUUUGGUGCAGCCGGGCAGCGCUGCAUGGCUCUCUCCACUGCUGUGCUGGUGGGAGAGGCCAAGAAAUGGCUCCCACAACUAGUGGAGAGAGCAAAUAAACUCAAGGUCACCGCAGGUGACCAGGCUGGGUCAGAUAUCGGGCCCCUCAUCUCCCCCAAAGCCAAGGCUCGGGUGUGCGAGCUGGUGCAGAGCGGGGUGGAGCAGGGGGCCACCCUGUUACUGGACGGGAGGAAUGUCCAGGUGAAAGGCUACGAAAACGGCAACUUUGUCGGCCCCACCAUCCUGUCCGGCGUCAGGCCUGACAUGAAGUGCUACACGGAGGAGAUCUUUGGGCCGGUGCUGUUGGUGCUGGAAGCAGAAACACUCGACGAUGCCAUUGACAUGAUUAACAAGAACCCGUACGGGAACGGCACUGCCAUCUUCACCACUAACGGUGCCACCGCCCGCAAGUACACCCACCAGGUUGACGUGGGCCAGGUUGGCGUGAAUGUGCCCAUUCCUGUCCCACUGCCCAUGUUUUCAUUCACUGGAUCCAGAGGUUCCUUCAGAGGAGACACUAACUUCUAUGGCAAGCAGGGCAUUUACUUCUACACUCAAGUGAAGACUGUCACAUCCCAGUGGAAGGAAGAAGACUCCACUUUAACGAGUCCUGCGGUUGUCAUGCCAACCAUGGGACGCUAGACUCACAACCCCCACCCCCCGGUGGUGAUUUGUUUUAGAUUUGACCUGAGAUGAAGACGGACAAUGAUUUAAUCAUGUACAAAACAAUAAUAGUGUUUAAAGUCCGCCCAGACCUGGUUUUGGAGGGAGCACCGUGGGCGAGAGACCUGGGCCCAGGCAAAGAACUUUGAUUUGUCGCAGUUCAUUGAUCUGUUCGGUUCGAGAUUGAGCCUUGCAAUAAUAAUAAUAAUAAUAAUAAUCCUUGAAUUUGUUACAGCGCUUUAUCACGUUGUUGAGGGAAUAUACUGCAAAGUGAAUUGACUGUAUUUUGUGGGCGAUAUUCAGCAGCCAGUUGCGCACAGCAGCGUCACACAGACAGUCGUGAAUUGAGUGACCAAACUAUUAUUUUCUAUAUUAGUUUCACAGCAUUGACAACUACACCUUAAUAAACAGGUUUGUUCUUAUAAAGUAUCUUGGGACGUCCUCCCGACCUGAAAGGCACUAUAUAAACGCAAUUUGUAUAAAUUGUAAUUGGUAACACUAUUUAAUAACCCUUAAAUCCCAAUAUAUGCACUCAAAUGUACGCUUUCACCUACAGAGUACACAGUCACUACACUUUUCAGUAAAUCCUGGGAAGAGCUUUGAGAUGUCAUCAUGAUGUGACAGGCACUGUAUCAAAUUCAAGGAUUAUUAUUACUUUCCUUAUUGUUCCUCUUUUCUGGACUAAGCUAAUUUCCCCAGUGAGUUUUUUCUCUUGUCUCAGACUCUGGGCUCACGUGGAGAUGCUAUUCAGUUUGCUCCAACUCCAUCUCCUUCUGAGAGUCACGAUCGGUGUCUGGGUUUGUGUAUCAACAAUGAAACUGGUAACAAAAUGCACUACUUCACUACUUGGCGCUUCAAUCCUAAACUGUGGAGUUUAUUGGUAUCCCCAGUCAUGAUGUGUGUCCAAGACACAAGACAAAAGAUUUACAGACCGCUGCUAUUAAUAAAAAGCGCACCAAGCGAGCCUUUGUCAUCACCGUGUGUGUGUGUGUGUGUGUGCGCGCGCGGUGUGUGUGUAAACAUGUAUAUGAUACAGUUGUCAUGAUCUGAAAGGGAAUUGAGAGCACUCGUCGUCUCCACGUAACCGACAUUUGACUGUUCAGCGUGACUGACUGACUGACUGAGGCACUUAAAGCUACUUUGAUCUGCGGGUGAUGAGCUUGUACGUAACGAUGUUAUAACAUAUUCCUUUUCCCCCAGUUUCGACUAAAACAAAAUAAUGUAUCGCUUGGUAAUACACGAAACCUAUUUUGCUCUGUGUAACUCGGACACCACGGUGUACCUGUUUCAACCACGUAGAACACUGCAGCUGCAAAUUAAAGCGAACAAAUUAAAAUUUCUUUCUAAAA